Messenger RNA from Homo sapiens (human), 8424 nucleotides. It is a transcript of the gene CFAP46, whose product is annotated as cilia and flagella associated protein 46. NCBI's taxonomy places the organism in Eukaryota, Metazoa, Chordata, Mammalia, Primates, Hominidae. The record is from RefSeq and is a predicted model, not a curated record. The transcript is spliced from 59 exons. The coding region runs from base 87 to 8024 and encodes 2645 amino acids. Gene Ontology annotation, cellular component: axoneme. Gene Ontology annotation, biological process: axoneme assembly; cilium movement involved in cell motility.
CCUCGCGGCUGGAGAACCCAACCGACAGUGGGCGGCAGGACGCACCGCGGACCCCGGAGAGAGCGGACGAGCAGGGCGCCGGCGCCAUGGACCUGGUCAUCACGCAGGAGCUGGCCCGCGCCGAGAGCCAGCAAGAUGCUGCGUCCUUGAAGAAGGCCUACGAGUUGAUCAAAUCGGCCAACCUAGGGAAAUCGGAGUUUGACCCCUCAGAGAGCUUCAGCCCAGACCUGUUUGUUCUGUGUGCAGAGCAGGCCCUGAAGAUGAGGCAGCCAGAGGUGAGCGAGGACUGCAUCCAAAUGUACUUCAAGGUGAAGGCGCCCAUCACCCAGUUUCUGGGCCGAGCGCACCUGUGCAGGGCCCAGAUGUGUGCCCCGAAGUCGGCAGAAAACCUGGAGGAAUUUGAAAAUUGCGUGACUGAGUACAUGAAGGCCAUAAACUUUGCCAAAGGAGAACCGAGGUACUACUUUUUGGUGUACAAUGCAUCAGUCCUCUACUGGCAGAUGGUGAGGCCGUUCCUCAAGCCUGGAUAUCGUCACCAUCUGAUCCCCAGCCUUUCCCAAAUCAUAAACGUGCUGAGUCAGACUGAGGAGGAAGACAAGGAGUGGCGUGCUGAGCUGAUGCUGGAACUUCUGGAGUGUUAUCUGCAAGCCGGAAGAAAGGAGGAGGCUGCCAGGUUCUGCUCCACGGCAGCUCCGUUCAUUAAGUCUCACGUGCCACAGAAAUACCGGCAGAUAUUCUCUGUUAUGGUUCGUCAUGAAUUAAUGGACGAACUUCAGUUAAAGGAAGAAAAGAAAAAUUCCAUUAGCCUGUCAGUCACUUUCUAUAUUAAUAUGCUAAAGGCAAAAGCGGAGCAAAAUGAUUUACCAGGUGACAUCAGUGUCAUUCUGAGGAAGGCCUACAGACACUUAGGUCAUUACAACCACCAGCGCUUUCCCUCUAUCAGUGAAGAAAAAAUGCUUUUGCUUUUUGAAUUGGCGCGUUUUUCCUUGACCUUGAAAUGCAUGGAGAUCUCCUCUGCCUGCCUCUCAGACCUGAAGAAGAUGGAAAGCAAAGAUCCUGGGAAGCUUAUUGAAAUGGAAUGUCUGGAGUGUGAAUCGGAAGCUUUAAGACUUGAAAGUAAGAUGAAAGUGUACAACCGAGCGGCUGUUGAGGCCCAGCUGGAUAUCAUACAGAGGCUAGACGUCGCGCUGCAGCGAGCCGUGCGCCUGGGCGACCCCCGGGUCAUCCACGUGGUGUGCGCCACGCAGUGGAACACCUGCCUGCCCCUGCUGCAGCACAACCUGCGGCACCACCUGCGGAAGCCCCUGGCUGGCGUUGCGGACGUGCUGGAGAAGCUGGACAGCCUCAUGACGCUUCUCCGCUGUCAAGUGCACAUGGAGAUGGCGCAGAUCGAGGAGGACGAGGACCGGCUGGAGCCCGCCACGGAGCACCUCCGGAAAGCCGCGCGCCUGGACAGCCUGGGCCUCUACCGGGACAGGAUCCAGAUGGCCUCCACCCGGCUGCGUCUGUGCACCACGCUAUACCAGGCCCCUGAGCGCGCAGAGGACAAGGCCAUCAUGGCCGUUGAGCAGGCAAAAAAAGCUACACCAAAGGACAGCGUCAGGAAGAAGCGGGCCCUCCUGGUGAAUGCAGGCCUGGCCUUAGCCCCUGACGCGUUUCAGAUUGUGCUGGACAGUGAGAAUGAGGCCAAAGUCUCCACCGGGAAGAACAGGGGCCGGUUCACCUACCUCUGUGCGAAGGCGUGGCACCACACCGUCAGCGUGGACAAAGCUGCCGGGCACCUGCGGCGCCUGGGCAACGAAAACGACAAGGAGAGGAUACAGAUUUGGGCAGAGCUGGCCAAAGUGGCCCGGAAACAAGGCGUGUGGGACGUCUGUCGGACGGCGAGCCGCUUCUGCCUCCUGUAUGACAACGUCAAGGUGAAGAAGUUGAGGCUGCGGCGAGGGAAGAAGAAGCGAGGUAGGGACGGCUCGGUGCAGGACACCUGGAGCCAGCCUGAGGUCGUCCUGCAGAGGCAGGUGUGCCCCGACCUGCUGCGGAAGUUCGCGGAGGUGGGGUUCAUCCAUGCUGAGGCCACGGUUCAUUUGCUGCGGUCAGAAGGUGUAGAGCUGAAUGACCGGGCCAUCCCCCCCGAAGACCUGAGCCAGCACCCAGCUGGCUACGUGCCUGAGCCCCCGGAGGUGAAUGCUGAGUGGAUCACAUACAGAACCUGGAUCGAGAGUCUGUCCCGGUGUGCCAUGAAUAACUGGCUGCGCUCCGCAGAGAUCGGACAGGAGAUCCAGGAGGCGUGGAUUGUGCAGAACGCCGUGGUCUACGUCCUGAACCACAACCACCACCUGAUCCUGGCCGGGCGGCAGAAGGAGCUGGUGGACGCCCUGUACCACCUCCUGAGCAUCGUUAAGGCCACAGGCCACAGUGGGGACCCCGUGAUGCUGGUGACGCUCUGCAACACCUUGGCGCGAGGCCUGAUCAUCAGCUGGAUUCCAGUCCAGGCUGCCGAGAAGUCCAGGAAAUUCAUGCGACCAAACGCGUUUCACAGCCCACUGGACGCAGGAGCCACUUCCGAGAUCAAAACAGCGGUGGAGGUCUGCGAGUUUGCCCUGAACCUGACCAAUGGGAGUGCGCCCGAGGAGACGGUGCCCACCGGCACCCGGCAGCAGCUUAUCGCCACCUGGGUCAAGGCCAAGCAGCUGCUGCAGCAGCAGAUUGGGCCACGGCUGGGCACCGAGGAGCAGGGCACCAAUGAGGAUGUCAGCUCGGUGACCAGAGUCCUCGUUGCCUUGGAAAUGUACUCAUGCAACGGGCUGGGCCUCAUGGACUUCACUGUCCCCUCCCUGGCCCAGUUGGUGAAAAUGGCUUCCGAGUGCAACUGGUCGGACCCCCUGGUGGAGCUGCAGACCCUGACGCGGCUGACCCACUUCGCCCAUGCAGCGCGUGACCAUGAGACCACCAUGGCCUGUGCUCACAGGGCUCUGGAGAUGGGCAUCAAGUACCUGAAGAAAUUUGGGCCCGAGGAGUCCCGGCUGGUGGCAGAGAUGCUGUGCACAGCCACGGCCAUCCAGGGCAGGAGCAUCAUGGAAAACCUGAAGGGCCGGAAGCAGCUGCGACUGGUGGCAGCCAAGGCCUUCACGGAGAGCGCCAGGUUCGGAGGCAUCGCGGGCAGCAGCGCCCUGGUGAUGCUGGCCGCGCGGCAUUACUGGAACGCCUGGCUCCCACUGCUGUCCUCAGCCGUCUACAGGAAGAAGGCCAAGGGUGCCCUGAAGAGGCUCAUCGGCAUCAUCAACAAGACAGAGGCCAGAAAGCAGGAGAAAGGAAAGACGCUGCUUCUGCACCAGUGGCCCACGGCCGACUUCCAGGGUGGCGGGACGACCGAAGGAUAUUUUCUUCCAGGGGCUGAGGACGACCUGGCGCUCCGUGCUGCGCUCUACGGCCUGCUCUUCCACAGCCAUGCCGACCAGGACGACUGGGAGGGCGGCCUCAAGGUGCUGGACGAGGCUGUGCAGGUGCUGCCAAGGACGGCCCACCGCCUCUUGAUCUUCAAGCACAUGGUCAUCGUGAAGGCCAAGCUCGGGCAGAAUUUUUCGAUGGAAAUACAGAAAUUCAAGGCCGAGAGUGAGGACUACUUGGCGCGCAUGUGGCACCGCCUGGCCCUGAACUCGCCGAGCGUGUCUGGAGAGCUGGCCUGCUACAACAACGCCAUCCAGGCCUUGCAGAAGCCUGAGAUGGAGUGGCAGAAGGUGGAGUACCUCAUGGAGUUCGGCCAGUGGCUCCAUCACAGACACUUUCCUCUCGAGGACGUGGUCUUCCACCUCCGCUGGGCUGUCGAGAUCCUGCUGGCCAUGAAGCCGCCCGGCGAUGUCCCUGAGCCACAGCCCACGCCGGAUGGGGAGUACGUGGCUGUGGAGAUGCCCCCACGGAGCCCCGUGUCCGAGGCCGAGGAGGCGGUGUCCUUGGAGCAGCUGCGUAGCGUGCGGCAGCUGGAGGCGCUGGCCCGCGUGCACAUCCUGCUGGCCCUGGUGCUGUCGCCGGGCGCCGAGGGCUACGAGGACUGCUGCCUUGCAGCCUACGCCUUCUUCAGGCACAUCUGGCAGGUUUCUUUGAUGACAGCAGGAAAAUCAGUUCUGGAAAACAGACCCCUGGCAGCAACCAGCUCACAUCUGUUAUUGCCUAAAAAAGAGAAGGAGAAUGAGAGGAGUAAAGAGAAGGAGAAGGAGAGGAGUAAAGAGAAGGAGAAUGAGAGGAGUAAAGAGAAGGACAAGGAGAAGGGAAAGGAGGAGAAAGUCAAGGAGCCCAAGCAGUCUCAAAGCCCAGCUCCUAUCAAACAACUGGAAGACUUACCCAUGAGCAUAGAAGAGUGGGCUUCCUACUCCUGCCCCGAGGAAGUGCUGUCUGUACUGAAACAGGACAGAAGUGACUCUACUGUGAACCCCUCAAGUAUCCAGAAGCCGACAUACAGUUUGUAUUUCCUGGACCACCUGGUCAAGGCCCUGCAGAAGAUGUGCCUGCACGAACUCACGGUUCCCGUCCUGCAGUUGGGGGUGCUGAUUUCGGACUCCGUGGUGGGAAGCAAGGGCCUGUCGGAUCUCUACCACCUUCGCCUCGCCCACGCGUGCUCCGAGCUGAAGCUGAGAGAAGCAGCCGCGCGCCAUGAAGAGGCGGUCGGGCAGGUGUGCGUCAGCGAGCUGGAGCAGGCCAGCUGCAGAAAAGAGAUCGCGUUGAAAAAAGAGAAAAAUAAGGAGCCUUUAUUAGAAGAAAGCCUGCCAGCACUGAAUGAGCAGACACUUCCUGUCCAGCCUGGGGAGAUCAAACCACUGGACGCCAAGGACAAGAUUUUGAAGAUGAAUGGGGAGACCGGGAGGGACCUGGAUGGGACGUCCUUUCCCCACCUGUGGAUGCUGAAGGCAGAAGUUCUGCUGGAGAUGAACCUGUACCAGCCUGCACGGCUGCUCCUGUCGGAGGCUUACCUGGCUUUCCAGGAGCUGGAUGAGCCUUGUGCAGAGGCCCAGUGCCUGCUCCUCCUCGCACAGUUGGCCAACAAGGAGAAAAACUAUGGACAAGCCAAGAAAAUGAUCGCACAGGCCCAGCACCUGGGCGGAAGUGAGGAGUUCUGGUACAAUUCCACUCUGACCCUGGCAGAGGCGCUCUUGUCCAUGGAACACUCAGGAAGGGAAGCUACGGUGUGUCACAUAUUUCAGAAGCUCAUCAAUGCCUUCAAGAUCCUCAAGAAAGAAAGACCAAACCGAUUGCCUUUACUGGAAUUCAUGAUCACAGAUCUAGAAGCCAGGUGCCUGAGCCUGCGGGUCAGAGUUGCGCAGCACUCAGCGGUCACUGAACCCACAGAGUGCUCGUUGCUACUGAAAGAGAUGGAUGAUGGCCUGUUGGAAAUUGAGAGAAAGUUUAUCGACUGUGGCUGCAAAGAGAAUUGUGUUGACGUAAAACUAGAGCGUGCGAAGAUCAAGAGGUUACGUGCCCAGAACGAGAAAGAUGAAGAACAAAAAACUGCGUAUUACUUGGAAGCGUAUGGCCUGGCCCAGGGUGCCGUAGCUGAGGAAGAAGGGAGGCUUCACAGCAUCCAGGGCUUAUAUGGCCUGGCCCAGGGCGCCAUGGCUGAGGAAGAAGGGAGGCUUCACAGCGUCCAGGGCCUAUUGUCACUUCAAGACUUGCAGAACGUCAACACGCCCCUGAUGAGGAAGCUGGCGCGCCUCAAGCUCGGCCUCGUGGAAAUGGCUCUGGACAUGCUCCAGUUCAUCUGGGAGGAGGCCCACGGGCAGCAGAGUGAGCAGGGGUCCCUGGAGAAGCUGCUGGCGGACUAUCUGCAGAACACCAGUGACUACACUUCCGUCGGCCUGCAAUGGUUCACGCUGAAGCGGACUCUAGCACACGGGGCACUGGCACAGCUGGGGAGCCUGCAGCCGCUGAGCGUGGGCUGUGUGGAGAUCCGCGCCCGGCUCCUGGGCCUGGCCGGGAGGGCCCUGCACCUGCUGGCCAUGCAAGCUGACCCUGUGCACCCUACCUGCUACUGGGAGGCGGGCCCCUCGGUGGGCGCCAAGCUGAGCGGCCUCAAGUCUCUGGAGCUGGAGGUAGAGGAAGAGGGUGCCACAAAGUCCAGCAGGGACCCGCCGGCCUCCAGGGCAGCCCCGGAGGAGCACUGCAGGAGAGGCGAGGACCUGAAGAGGAGGAUGGUUCUGGCCCAGCAGUACCUGGCUCAGGCGUCAGAGGUGCUGCUGCAGUGCCUACAGGUGGCCCUUGGCAGUGGCCUCCUGGAUGUCGCAGCAGCCGCCAGCCUGGAGAUGGUGGAGUGUGUCGGCACCCUGGACCCUGCAACUACCUGCCAGUUCCUGGCUCUGUCUCAGAGCUGCUCGGCCUCAGAGACGAUGAGGGAUGUCCUGCUUGCAGCCACAGCCAACACCAGCAGCUCACAGCUGGCGGCCCUGCUGCAGCUACAGCACCAGCUCCGGUGCCAAGACAGGACCACCACCAGCCUGGGCGCCCGUGUGGAGCAGAGGCUGGCCGCCGUGUCCAAGGCUUGGCAAAAUCUCUGCGUCACUGAGCAGCAUUUUAACCUCUUGAAUGAGAUGCCUCCGACCUUUUGGAUCCUCUUUCUGCACCUCUCAGGGGACAGCAGGUCCCGUCUGUACGGCGCUGCCUACGAGAAACCCAAGUUCAUUACUGCAGCCAAAGGAAAGGUGCAGGCGGUGGGAGGCUCCUGCAAGGUGAUGCGUCUGGCCAUAAGUCCCACUGCCUUCUCCCACCUGCUGGCCUGUGCCCAGCAGUUCCGGAAGCAGACCCAGGCCCAGGUGUACAGUGAGGACAUGGCCCUGAACAUAGGCUCGGAACCAGAAGGCCUGCAGGUGGAAGAGAAGGAGCGCCCUGUGCAGAGGCUCAGUAGCGUCCUGGGGCCCCUGGAGGAGCUUCUGCAGCCGCUAUUCCCCCUGCUCAGCCUCUCCAAGGCCAGAGUGCAGACACCUGCGGUUGUUGCCGAUUCAGGGAAGUCGAAGGGCAAAGACAAGGAGAGGAAAACGUCCACAGGACAACACAGCACAGUCCAGCCUGAGGUUGCCGAUAAGAUAGUCCUGGUCGCAGACAGACAUCUCCUGGAGCUGCCACUGGAAGGUCUCUCUGUGUUCGAUGAAGGGACAAUUUCCUCUGUGUCACGAGAAUUUUCUCUUCAAAUGCUGUGGAAUCGCCUCCAUAAAGAAGAGACAGAAGGUGGCGUGAAAAAGGAGGGAAGAAGCAGAGACCCCAAAAAGAGAAGCCUAGCGAAGAAGGGCAGGAAGGGCAGCAUCCCCCGGACCAUCCCCCCUGACUGCAUCAUAGUCGACUCAGACAACUUCAAGUUCGUCGUGGACCCAUACGAGGAGGCCCAGGGCCCAGAAAUGCUAACUCCUGUCUCCAUCACCCAAGACAUUUUGGAAAGAUUCCAAGACACAUUCACGUCGCGAUGGGCGGGACAUCUGGGAAGCAAGCACUUUCCCAGCCAGGCCCAGUGGGAGCAGGCCCUGGGCAGCUGCAGCGGUUUCUUCUUCUAUGGAAUGGAGAGCUUCCUGUCCCAUAUAUUAGUGGAGAGAUUGGUCGCCAUGAACUUGCAAGAGUGCCAGGUGGCAGUCCUGCUGGACCUGGCGCGGUCCUACCAGAGCUUGAAGAGGCACAUGGAGAGCGUGGAGCACAGGAGGUGCCUGGCUGCCUGGAACGGCGCCUCACAGCUGUCCCUGGAGGAGCCCGUUGAGGCGGCCAUCCUGCUGAGCCUGGUGGGCGUCAAGAGCAUCCUGGCAAACCAGUGGCCGACGCUGCUGCAGGACAACGCGCUGCGGGCCAGCGUCUUAUGGGAAAAUCUGUUGGCCGUUGGGAAGCCAAUUGGAGAAACAGUGCGUCUCCUUCAGAAGAUGAGUGGCGACGAGGCGGUGAACCAAGACGAGGCUUCUCAGACCUUGAAGGACAAGCUGCUGCUGCUCCAAAGCUCCGAGCUCCUUCCCACCACGCUCAACUUGGUCCUGUAUGGGCUGCCGCACCAAGCCAUCGGGUAGUGCAGGCCUGGACCUGCCUCCCAUCAGCUGCUGGGGCCCCAGCACUUGCCUCUGCCCUUGGCUCUGCCCCUCUGCCAACCCAUCCCCACCUCCCGGCUCCCAUCCCCAGCUCCCAGCUCGCUCUCCCCUUCCUGGGCCUCUCCCCAGCCCUUGGUGCAGCCUCAGCCAGGGACCCUCCCCCAGCGACUUCCCGCAAGGCAGCCGCCUGGACCUCGAGCUCUGCCUGCCUGUGUGCGCCAUGGGGUCUGCGUCGGGGCUGGAGCUGCGUCUCUUCCCGGGGCCAGGACAAGGGCGGCCUCCCCUUGGCGGCGCUGGUGCUGAGUUGCUUAGACCAGAAGACUAUUCAGACCGUGAGCCUGUUUUUGAUUUGAGUGUUCCACUAAACAAACAACAAAAGCCA